Nelumbo nucifera (sacred lotus) is the source of this 741-nucleotide messenger RNA. RefSeq lists its product as uncharacterized. The record is from RefSeq and is a predicted model, not a curated record. NCBI's taxonomy places the organism in Eukaryota, Viridiplantae, Streptophyta, Magnoliopsida, Proteales, Nelumbonaceae.
CGUUUACAGAAAAGUAGAGACUAUAGAUUGAAAUUUGAAAACCACGACAAGCGGUUGGUUAUACACUUGUACAGUUCUACUUCAACCCAAUCCACCAAACUCACCAAGUCUCUCAGAUCUGCCCAUCUCCUCCUCCUACUAUGUUAAAAUAUCUAAUCUGAAGCCUCUGAAGGAGAGAGCCCAUUCGUAAUUCAUAUUCAUUGCCCAGGAGGGGAACUCGUUUUCAUUUUUUGAUUCACCGAGACAGAGGAGGAAAUCGAGAUCCGAAGAGAGAGAAGGAGAAAGAUGUGUUGUUGUUGCGGGGGUAAGAUGUGCAGACUGUGUACGUGUUUGAUCUUGGUGGUGAUAUUGAUCGGGCUGAUCUUCGGGUUUGGAGUGUUCAAGCAUGGAUUUCAGAAGUUGAAGAAUACGUUGCACGAUGACUACAUUUAUCCAGGAAGCGUUGGAGUUGGAAGGACCAAUGGCGCCGUAUUCUCUCCCUCGGGAAGACCAUUCUUGGGCUAUGGAGCCCCUCCCGUGCCACUCUAGGGUUUCUCCUUGUCUUCUUUUUCUUAUUAUUCUUAUUAGCGUCAUGAUUUUUCCCCUAUUUGGAUGGAUUCUGAGAAUGCGUGAAGACUGUUGGAAUUUCUUUGACAUGCUAGCUUUUGUUAUUAGAAUAUGAGAUUUCUAGGGUUAUUUUCUGCAUACCCUUGAUUUUAUCAUAUGUAGUGGAAUGGACCUGCCAUUUUCUAGGGUUAUUAA